AUGACCACAGCUAGCAAGCUAUUCAAUGACCUUAAUUUUGUGAUAGUUGUCGAAGAUGAGUCAGUACCUUGGGUAAAGACUCUCUGUGAGCGCCUUACGUCCAAUGCAGCCAAGAAGUACAUCCUACACAAAAAUACUCCCAACAACGCGAACCUUACGAGCGAGAAGCUCAUCAAACAAGAGAUGCUUUCGGUUUUUAAUGAGGAUAUCCAUGUGAUUGUUUCGAAGACUGCCGACUUUUGGUUCUACCGUGUAGCGGCGUUCGAUCUCCUCAUCCCUGUGGUUACACCAGACUGGGUGGAAGCUUGCAUUUCCACCAACCGUAUCACUCGAGCGAGUGGAUUCUCGCCGGAUCCACAGCAGGUUCUGAAGGGCUAUCAGAUAUACCUUUCCCGCCAUUCUUUCAAUACCAGCGAGUAUGCUUUUUACUCAGCUCUCAUCAACAUUUUGGGGGGUAUCUGCAUUGACUACUUAUCGAGCAGGGCGAGCCAUAUUGUCAGUACUGAUCCUCAAGAUCCGGCGAUUACUGCCGUGGCCAAUAUCAAGAAUCUCAACAUCAAAUAUGUUCUCCCGACGUGGAUCGUUCAGGUGUUCAUCGAAAGGCAAUGUCUGGAGGAAACUGGCCAUUUGUUGAGUCCAGAUGAUCACCCUGCCGACGUCAAGCUACAAGCACAAAAACUUUGGGAAGGCGUAGACGGCGAGGGGAUCAUUAUUUCUGACAAAUUUCUACGAAAUCACAAGUUCUUCCUGUCUCUCGAUCUAACGCUACCCUCACAAUGCUACAAAUUUUUUGUAAAUCUAAUACAAGCCGCGGGCGGUCAGGUAGCUCGUCACAUUGAGUCGUCUGAUAUCCGGAAAAGUGCUGGCGACUGUUUUGUGGGUCUGUCUAUAGAUUCAGAAGAACAUACCCAGGCAAUAGCAGAAAAACUUAUCAUUGGUAAUGUUGCUUGGGUAUUUUACAUGUGGUGUUGCAACAGCUUUGUUUUACCGAAUGAAAAGCUUCUUUUGUCUCCACUGCGACCUCGGCUGUUUCAAAAAGGAGAGCUUAUUGUCGGCUACACUGCGUAUUUGGGACAACAACGACAUUAUAUCCAAAAGCUUGUUGAAGCACUAGGAGGAGUAAGCACGACUGAAUUCACGAGAAAAAAUACUCACCUGGUGACGUGCUUCCCAUCCGGUCAAAAGUAUGACGCUGCUAUGCGAUGGAAAGAUACAUGCACGGUGGUCAACCAUCUAUGGUUGGAGGACUGUUAUAGGCUGCAACGUCAGGUGCCAUGCAAUGAUGCAAAAUACACACAUAUUCCCGUUUCUGGUGGGCUCAGCACCAGGUUAGGACAAAUGCCAAUGGAAGAGCACACGUGCGAAGACGAAGAUGUCACAGACACCAUAAUUCCCAACGACAUUUUAGAUAACUCUCCAGGGCAAGUUUCAGUGACCCCCGGCGAUAGCCUGUGCGAAAAUGCCGUCGAUGCGCCUAGUGAUGAUUCAAUACAAUUACAGAAUCAUUUUGACGAGGCUAUUGGCGAAGCUGGCUGCGGAAAAGGCACAGAGGACCAGGUCCCCCAAGGAUCCUUUUUAGUCCAGCAACAAAUUGACAGUGCAUUAGAUGAAAAUAACGACAGUAAUAAAAACCCUGGGCUUGCUCAAGGUCACUCUUUGCCCGAAAAAUCGAUUAUUACCAACGAGCUUACUGGAGAUGAACGACUACCACACGGAUCAGACACAAACAUACCGCACCAAGAUAUGUCUCAGCUUAACAAGAAUGACUCUCUUGCACCGUUAGAGACGGUCUUGUCGAAGGAAACUUCUCCCGAUAUCUCAUCUUCGCCUGCAUCGCAGUUGUUGUCAAGCGGUAAUUCUCGCCGUGCAAAAGAAAAAGCUGCUUUGAAGCUUCACACAGACAUGGAAGCCUUGAAUGAGUUUGAAGAAAAUUGGAAAAGGAAGAGAAACCGCUCGCUGCUUCCUGAAGAACUACAUAAGCUGAAACAGUUGAAAACGAUAGAAGAUAAAGUAAGAGAACUAUUAGAGAAUGCCACUUAUCCCGAGAAGAUCAAAGGCAAAAAAAGCAAGCGGCCCUAUGAUAUAGUUGCAGUUUGUACCGGAUGUCAUGAGGUGAUAAAUGACUUAGAUCUGGAACUACUGAGGAUGCUGGGGAUCACGAUUUUGAAGACUAUCAACGCUCAAUGCAAUUGUAUUAUCGCGCCAAAAAAAAUGAGAACCGCAAAAUUUCUAACAAGCCUUAGUUGCCAUCCGCUGAAGUACGCUCUGCUCCCAGAGUUUAUAAGUUCCAUUUUGUCAAUUUUCCAUGGCACCACCACUAGCGAAGGGCCGCUCCCGGAUCUACGCGAUUUUUCAAUCCCAGAACUUGAUUUCAGCGUCCUAGAGAAAACCAGCUUGCCUACAAAAGUAUUCCAGAGGGCAGGCAUAACUUCUAUCAACCUUACCGAUGAUGUACCGGGGGGACACGAAGUAUUGUCGUCAAUUUUGAAGGCUCAUGGGGUACUCCAAAUAAAAGUGCUAUCUAAGAAGUUUACGGAGGAAGACGUAGUGGUGAACAAGAGCAAAAGAAAAAGUCCUACCCAUAUUUUAAUAGCUCAGAAAGCCACACAAGCGAAAAGGUUUGGUAAAAUGUUUCAAAAUGAAGGGGAAAGUAAAGUUUUGGUGGUUGAAUGGAACUGGUGUGUGAAAAGCAUAUUCAACCUCGAAGCAGAUAUAGAAGAUCCCGAGUUCGUGGUCUACAAUAAUUAG
This is a messenger RNA of Lachancea dasiensis, 2748 nucleotides long. NCBI's taxonomy places the organism in Eukaryota, Fungi, Ascomycota, Saccharomycetes, Saccharomycetales, Saccharomycetaceae. The record is from the annotation of a GenBank genome assembly.